CUUGCUCAUUCAUAGCUGAGGGAAGUCCUGGCGUUGAGCCACAGCGUAUCAGCUCAUCUCAGUCUGGGCUUAGUGACCCGAUCCAAACGGGGCGCAGAACCUUUCUCCCACGGUCUGCAUGGGCCACAGUAACUCAUCACAUCUGAAUCAGACCUUCCAAAGCCGGAGUUUGAGAUGCUGCUGCUGGGAAGUCUGAGCAGAGGACUGGGGCUCUGGCUGCUGUUGUUAGCUCUGAUUCAUGAAGCCACCGGGCAGAGGAGGAAAUCAUCAUGGAGGAAAAACUACACGCCGCGUGAUGAUGGAAACGAAGUUCUCAGCGUUAGCCGCAGGAAUACUGGCCGAUCGUGCUCUCUGGCGGUGGUGUUUAUCCUGGACAGCUCUGAGAUGACUAAACAGGACCUGUUUCAGCAGCAAAAGGCCUUCGUGUUGGGGUUCAGCACCCGCCUCACCUUGCUCCAGGUGUCUGGCUGGGUGCUAAAGGUGCAAAUGGCCGCACUGCAGUUCAGCGACUCCGUGUCCAUCAGUCACAGGUUCAUAGACUGGAAAGAUGUGAAUUCAUUCCACAGUGAGGUCAGCGGCAUGAACUACGUCGGCCAGGGCGCUGACCCCACCCUCGCCAUCUACAGCGCCUCACAGCUCCUGCUGAGGGAGACACCAAAGGACAGCGUCCGGAUUGUUGUGUUGAUGACUGACGGGUUCAGCUUCCCAGAGAGUCUCACCAUGAUGGAAGCUGCAGCAGAGGCCAAAGAUCAAGGCAUCAAGUUCUUCACCAUUGGUUUGUCUGAUGUCUCUCAGCAGAAAGAGAAUGCUGAAAACCUCCGGGCCGUCUCCAGCACGCCUGCUCAGCAGUUUGUCCAAAAUCUUCAGAACCCUCAACUAGUAGAGACCAUGCUGAGGGAGAUGGGAGCUGUUGCACUUCAAGGGUGUACUCAGAUCUAUGCAUGCUUCUGUGAGAAAGGAGCGAGAGGCCCUCCAGGAAGUCCUGGCAAUCCUGGAUUUGACGGUCUACCUGGAAGCGACGGCCCACAGGGGCCUCCUGGUUCUAAAGGCAACAAAGGACAACAAGGAAAGUGUGGCAUUCCUGGAGAAAUGGGCAAGAACGGACACGAAGGACCUCCAGGACAACCAGGACCAGCAGGAGAACAGGGUCCAAUAGGACCACCGGGAGACCUGGGCCCAGCGGGACCAGCAGGACCAAAAGGGGACAGGGGUCUCAUCGGAGCACCUGGACCACCUGGAGACUUUAGCGUUGGAGUUCCAGGAGACAAGGGUGAAAUGGGCCUUCGUGGAAGACCAGGUCCCACAGGUCCAGUUGGGAUGGGAGAACAAGGACAGCCAGGGCUACCAGGACCACCAGGACCACAGGGAAACCCCGGACCACCUGGAGAAGGGUUACCAGGGCCAAAGGGAGAUAAAGGAUUUGGUGGUCCACGAGGGAGUCGUGGGCCUCCUGGCAUUGGGGUCAAAGGUGACAAGGGAAAUCAAGGGUCGAAAGGAGCUCAAGGUCCAGCUGGUUAUCCUGGGCAGGGAUAUCAAGGAGAAAAGGGAAAACAGGGCCCAGCUGGACCUCCAGGACUCAGGGGUAUUCCAGGUGUUGGUUUACAAGGACCAAAGGGGACUCAAGGGCCACCAGGUGAGCAAGGACUUCAGGGUGAGAGAGGAGUUGGAGCACCAGGACCCAAAGGUGACCCUGGAGCUCAGGGUUUACCGGGAACAUCAGGUCUACCGGGAAAUGAUGGAACUCCAGGACAGAAGGGUGACACCGGGUCGCCAGGACCCAGGGGACUCAAUGGCACUCCAGGUAAAGGAGCUCCAGGGGAUAAGGGAGACAAAGGAAGCAUUGGGGUCAGAGGUCAGCCAGGGUCACCUGGUUUAAUGGGGCCACCGGGGCCAAAGGGGGAACCAGGAAAAAUUGGACUUCAGGGACCAAGUGGACCUCUGGGCAGAGGGAUUCCUGGUCCCAAAGGAGAAAUGGGUCCACCAGGACCAGUUGGACCCAUGGGAGAGCCGGGGAUUGGUUUACCUGGACCCAAGGGGGAUUUAGGCUCGACUGGAUCUCCUGGGUUACCUGGACUGAAAGGUGAAGGGUUCCCCGGCCCCCCAGGACUUCCAGGACUUCCUGGUGUUCAAGGAGAAAUUGGUCCUGAAGGCAUCGGUUUACCGGGACCAAAGGGAGACAGAGGCUUGCCUGGACCCCCGGGACCUGCUGGACCUCCAGGAAUUGGUCAAAUGGGUCCAAAGGGUUCAGUGGGUCUGACAGGACCAACUGGUCCUCCUGGGUUACCUGGAGAAGGUAUACAAGGCCAAAAGGGGGAACCUGGAUUGGAGGGGAUUACUGGACCCAAAGGUCUACCAGGACAAGGCCUGCAGGGAGACAAAGGGGACCAAGGGUCGAGAGGUGUACCGGGGAAAACCGGAGACAGAGGCCCGCCAGGAAUGUCAGGAAAAGUCGGAGAUGCGGGCAGAGGAGGUCAAAAGGGAGAACCUGGACUCACAAAAGAUGAGAUCAUCAGCAUGAUCAGAUCUAUUUGCAAUUGCGUGGUGGCCUGCAGCCAAUCGCCUUUAGAGCUCGUCUUUGUGAUUGACAGCUCCAGGAGGGUUGGCCCUGAGAACUUUAACAUGAUCAAAGACUUUGUGAACACCAUGGUGGACCGAGUCUUAGUGAGCCCGGACGCCAAGCGGAUCGCCGUAGUCCUCUACAGCUACACGAACGAGGUGGUGGUCAGCCUCCAGCAGGAGGCCUCCACUGAUGAGAUCAAAUCUGCUGUGAGCUCCAUGAACUACCUGGGGGAGGGCACCUACACCAGCAGCGCCAUUAAGACGGCCAGCCAGGUGUUCCACUCGGCUCGGGCAGGUGUGAGGAAGGUGGCCAUCCUCAUCACAGAUGGACUGGCUGAUAAAAGUGACUCAGUCAGUCUGGAGAGAGCGGUGACGGACGCUAAACGGAGUGAAAUUGAGAUGUUUGUCGUCGGGGUGAUGGACAAGAGGAAUCCUGAGUUUGAGAAGUUCAAGAAGGAGCUCAUCUUCAUCUCCUCCUACCCUUCCACAGACUACACAUUCCUGAUCGAAGAGUUAAAAACCCUCCAAGUUCUUGAGAAAAACCUGCUGACUUGCAUCUUAGAGGACGGGAAGAAUAAUUUGUUCGAUUCGAUCCCGAGUUCUGUACUUCUUCCAGGGAUACCAGACGUCUCCAUCAGCAAUCUGUAUGAGACGGGCGCAGUCGUGUCUCAGUUCAUAGAGGAAUCCAGGAGGACUUGGGUGCCUCAUCUUCUACCAUCCCGGCCUGACAGGGCCAUCGGGCCAACUGGUCCCAUUCUGACGACGCCCAGUAAAGAUCAGUUAGCAUCGUCUCCAGCCACCCCGACCCUUCUGCCCUUAGACUUCCACACAUCCGCAGACGGCUGCAGCGAGACCCCGGAUCCAGGACCAUGUUUGGACUACGAGAUAAAGUGGUACUACGAUGAAACCUCAAACAGCUGUGCUCGAUUCUGGUUUGGAGGUUGCUUUGGGAACAGAAACCGGUUUGAAAGUGAGAGGGAGUGUAAAGAAACAUGCAUAGUUUGAUCCGUUCUUUAGUAAUGAAACGUUUUUAAUAUGCUGUAAAGAUUGUUAACUAAAAUAGAACUGAAAUAAAAUGUUCUCAACAGUG
Messenger RNA from Nothobranchius furzeri (turquoise killifish), 3649 nucleotides. RefSeq names its product collagen, type XXVIII, alpha 1b (gene col28a1b). The record is from RefSeq and is a predicted model, not a curated record. Gene Ontology annotation, biological process: extracellular matrix organization. Gene Ontology annotation, molecular function: serine-type endopeptidase inhibitor activity; extracellular matrix structural constituent conferring tensile strength. NCBI's taxonomy places the organism in Eukaryota, Metazoa, Chordata, Actinopteri, Cyprinodontiformes, Nothobranchiidae.